Messenger RNA from Ylistrum balloti, 2365 nucleotides. RefSeq lists its product as uncharacterized. The transcript is spliced from 5 exons. The record is from RefSeq and is a predicted model, not a curated record. NCBI's taxonomy places the organism in Eukaryota, Metazoa, Mollusca, Bivalvia, Pectinida, Pectinidae. Bases 100 to 780 code for a protein of 226 amino acids.
GAAAACAUGUUUCGCAUAGUAUAAAUAUAUCCAUGUGGACUUUUGUAGCAGACUAAUUACACGCUGAUCGUGUAAGCGUGUGUCUGUGUUUUUGAAGAGAUGAUGAAUAUCUCAACAAAAGUAAAAAUUAUGCAGAAGAUCAGGCCAACCUUGACAUCUGUGAUCCCAAGGCUGGAGAACCCCAGUAAUCCACCCUGCAGCUUCAAUGGGGAGCGUCAGUGUGAGGAUGGGUCCUGUAUACAGGCUGUCGACCUCUGUCCGGAGGAACAGCUGAUGAACCAGAACACCAUCCUCAUCAUGAUUGUUGUUGGACUGGCAGUUGUCAUAUUCCUCAUUGUAUUAUACUGCUUCCAGCAGCGUCAAAGGGAAGGAAACAGACGUCCUGGUUCUCUUUCGGAGGCAAACCAUGAUGAUGAUGACCAUGCCUCACUUUAUAUGCCACCACCAACCUAUGAGGAGGUGGUCACUACUGACCUGUAUCCCCCCACACCACAGAUGAGGCUUGCGAGGGGCAGGAUCACAUCCAAUGAGGAACCGCCUAUGACGCCUCCCCCCAACUAUGAUGCAGCUUUGUCCAUCCUUGCCAGAAGCCAUGAGUCAGUGUUUGGAAAGAUUCCUUUCAUCAGACGUAAAUCAUCAUGUGUUUCACGUCGUAGUUUCUCUGUAGACAAUGUUAACAAUUUGGAGUUAGCCCCUCCUCCUGCCACUGUGACUACAAUUACAGAACACGACAAUAACAGCUGUGACAAAACUACCAUAGAGGUCAUCUCGGACCGGUGACCUCAGCAUCUGCCACGGUUGAUUCUCAGAAACCAGUGGCCACUCAGCAGGUGUUGUUGAAUGAUUGGAUCCAUUACCCGUGAAACCAGAUUUGAAAAGAAAACAAUGUUUAUAGUAUUCAAAACCUUAAUAACUAAAUUCCUCAUGUGGACUAUUUAAUUUAUCUUUUAUUUGUUCAUACAAAGAUUGAAUAACUCUUUUUAAGGUUCUUUUACAAGUAUACUGAUUUUUACUGAAUCAGCUGGCAUUUCUUCCAUGUCAGAAGAUUUUGCAGUGUAGAUGAUGACGAUUUGGGAAUAGAGACAUUAACAAUAUAAAUUGGUAAGAUAAAUAUGGCUCCAAGUGAUCUAGUUAUCCCACAGCAGAAUUAGUAGACUAAUAGUGAAAAAGGAAAAUUGCUGGGACGAGGACAACCUUACUGCUUAUUUGAGUAUUAAGACUGCAAUACAGAUUGACAAAUGACAAUACAGUUGUGUAGGUUUGUAUUGUUUGGUCAAGCUGGCUUUUUCAUAAUUUAUUUUCACAAGAGGUUACCAAUAUCUAUUAUAAAGUUGUACACACCUAUUACACAUUAUGUAUAGAGUAACCAUGCCAGACUUGCUGAGAGUGCAAUAUAUUUAAUACAAAUUUGAACAUUGUUUUGUAAUAUAAAGAUCUGCUUUAUAUAUAUAUAUGAUUGAGAUGAUUUGUGGUCAAGGUGUCAUGUCAUGUGGUGUAUAGUUGAGAAGUGGAUACUUGUUGUGGUUUGUAUCUAAGAGUUAUGUCCCUUGAUAUGUGUGCUGUACUGUGUGUACAUAUAUUGUGGUGUAUGAUGAAGAUUUGUCUCUUGUAAUGUGUGUACAAGUAUUGUGGUGUAUGAUGAAGAUGUAUCUGCUGUACUGUGUGUACAUAUAUUGAGGUGUAUGAGGAAGAUAUGUCUAGUGUACUGUGUGUACAUGUAUUGUGGUGUGAUGAAGAUAUGUCUAGUGUUCUGUGUGUACAUGAAUUGUGGUGUAUGAUGAAGAUAUGUCUAGUGUACUGUGUGUACAUGUAUUGUGCUGUGUGAUGAAGAUAUGUCUAGUGUUCUGUGUGUACAUGUAUUGUGGUGUAUGAUGAAGAUAUGUCUGCUGUACUAUGUGUACAUGUAUUGUGGUGUAUGAUGAAGAUAUGUCUGCUGUACUAUGUGUACAUGUAUUGUGGUGUAUGAUGAAGAGGAGUUAUGUCCCCUGAUUUAUCUGGCGUCCAUUGUGUAUAUAUAUAUUCAGGUAUGUCACCCUGAGUAUGUUAUGACCACAUUUAUUCCAGACCUAUUUAUUGCUAGUGUAUACAUUUAUUAUUGAUAAUUUACAAUUUUAAUGAUAAAAGAUUUAUUGUUAUAUAAUGUUUGUAAUUAAAUGCAAUAUGGAAGAUUUCAUGUUUCUUGUGAAAUAUGGUUAGAUGCUUUAUCCUCAAAAUGUUAAUCCUCACAAAACUUGAAAUGUUGUGCACUUUUCCAGAUGAUGAUUAAGUAUUAAGAUAAUGAUUUGGUGCUAAACUUUAACAGUCAUUAAUACAGAGAGUCAAAACUUUGUAUGUACUUUAUAUAACAUUAACUGCAAAAAAAAAA